Molecule: messenger RNA, 3811 nt
Organism: Scophthalmus maximus (turbot)
Lineage: Eukaryota; Metazoa; Chordata; Actinopteri; Pleuronectiformes; Scophthalmidae
Product: myocardial zonula adherens protein
Exons: 15
Coding region: 428-2593 (721 amino acids)
Biological process (GO): intracellular signal transduction
Cellular component (GO): intracellular anatomical structure
Source: RefSeq, a predicted model, not a curated record
AUGGAGAACGCUGUUCAACUGAACAAACGCCUGCCAGGCAACUUGAUUCUCUCUUGGCUCUGCGACUCUGUGUCUCUAGUUUCUACUAACAGGGAGUGACUGCAGGUCAUUCAUACGAGGAAUGUGAUCUGCCUGUCAUGAUGACGGUCUGUUGGCUCCUGGAAGAUAUCUGACGGGAUAAUGUGGAACUGGAUUGCACCUGGUCAUUUCCCUGACUGAAGGGGCACCUCCGGGCCCUGUGGACUCCCACCACCACCACCACCAGGCUUGACAGAGUGGAAUUCCCCUCUCCUCUCUCCUGGCCGAGGCCGGGGGCAGAUGGUCGCUCUCAGACUUUUGAGCAGAACUCAGGAAGGAGAGUGAGAGGAAGGGUGGGAGGGCUGCAGACGGAGAGGAAGAGAAGCGAGGAGUGGACAGAAGGGGAGACAUGCUUCGCUACGGCUCAGGACCAACCGUUUCCACCACCACAACAGAGGAAUCUGCAGAUCCUUCAAGUGAGAGGAGGAUCAGACGUCUCAGGUUGACUCUACAUGCGGGACACAAUGGAGACAACGAGCCAAAAACAGCAAGCUCGGACACAGCUGAGAGAGAGAAAGACGUCAGUGGGGCAUGGAAGAAGAAGAAUGGGCUGAUCCGAAGAGAGAGGCCAGCUGGCAGGGAAUCACCUCAGCAGCACCUCGGAGACACGACCAAUGGGGUGCCAGAGUCCUCGCCGCAGCAUCAUGGGCCCAGAGUGUACGGCGUGGUGCAGAGGACGGGCUCGGACAGACAGCAGGAGGUGAUGGCGCGAGAGUGGACCGUCAAUCACCUUCAUGAUGAGAUGAGGUACAUCAGGGAGGUGAGAGACUCUCUGGAGAAGGUGAGAGAGAGGAUGUACGGUCAGUUCGGAGGAAUGCAGCAAUCAAUGCAGAAGCUUUCACAGGAAAUCAGGGCCUCUAACUCACAUCGGAGGAGUCUGGAGUCAGAGGUCAGGGUCCGGACGACGGCCAUGGAGAGCUUUGAUCAGAUGAACAGCUCCCUCAUAUCUGCCAACAUCAGCCUGCAGUUUCCUUUGCAGAAAUCCCUUCUGGAGAACUGUCAGAACAGAAUGGACAAGAGAGAUGGGGAGAAGAGUUUGCAGAGCACCUUUAACAAAACACAAGAAGAACUCCAAGACAAGGAGAGGGAGCUGGCUGCGGCGCAGGCUGAAAACCAGACGUUGAGACUACAGGUGGAGUCUUCACAGGAGGCCAGUGCUCAGGCGCUGCAGGAGCUCUCAGAAAAGCUACAGAGGGAGUACGAUGAGAAGCUACUGGAGGAACAACGGAAACACAGGGAGGAGAUUGAAAUACUACAGGCCCAACUUGAUGAGUACAUUAAGCGACUGGAGGAAGCAGACAGAAACAUCAGGAAUGCAGAGGCCAUGAUUGCUGAGAGGGACCAGAGGAUCAUUGAACUUGAGCGUCUACUGGACUGUAUGGGAAAGGAAAAGAGUCAACUCCAAAAGAAGCUGCAGGAAUGUGAGCAGCGUCUCCGCUUGAUGCAGCUGACGGACACAACUGAUGGAACUGUAGCCAAAAGGUCCAAAGAGCUGCAGGGAGAAGUAGGGGAUCUCCGUGAGAGAAUCAAACACUUGAACGACAUGGUGUUCUGCCAGCAGAGGAAAGUCAAAGGAAUGAUCGAGGAGGUUGGAUCUCUACGAGCUCAAGUCGCUCAGAAGGACAUGUUCAUCUCAGAGCUUCUGGACAGAAUUGCAAUAGUGGAGUGUGAGAAUAAUGAAUUAGAAGACAAGCUCAAGUAUUUUAUGUCCACACAGAAUAGGCCCCGAGAGGUUUUGGAAACCAGGGAGAUAGGAGUAGGCUGUGAUCUGCUCCCCAGACGUGAAGCACAGAGUCAGGAUGUUGAAAAGCCUCGGUUCGAACCAACUCAUCCCCAUCCCAUACAACUCCCACCCCUCGUUCAGCCUCCAUCACCAGUGAAACCAUCACUUGCACAACCUCUAUCACCCACACAACCUUCAACACCCACACAACUUCUAUCACCUUCACAACCUCUAUCACCCACUGAACCUUCACCACCCACUCAACUUCUAUCACCUUCACAACCUCUAUCACCCACUGAACCUUCAUCACCCACUCAACUUCUAUCACCUUCACAACCUCUAUCGCCCACUCAACUUCCAUCCCCCUUGGAGCUCUCAUCCUCCACACAACCUCUAUCCCCCACACAACCUUUACCCCUUCCUCCCAUUCAGCAUCCAUCCCACUAUCUCACAAUGCCCACCCAACCGAGGACGUUCAAGCCGAGUAACCCUCCGCCCAGCAGGCUGGAGUCUAGUUUACUGAGGUACACUCCUCUCCAAUACAGCCGCAUGCUGAACUCCAGCCCCUCAGUUACGAGUGGGACGUUCCUCUACAGCUCCUCAGCUGAACCCGAGCCCCCUGCGAGCCUGGUCCAGUCUGGGAAAGAUGAGGUGGACGCUGGAGCAAACACAGACACGCCCUCAACUCUGGUGGAACCCACCUCCUCCUCAUCUGGAGCAAGAUUGAAAGUUUAUACACCUUUCAUGAAACUUAUGGAGAUAACGAAAAACAUUAACAUAGAGCAAUCUUAAAACAAAGGCAAUAUUAGAGACAUUUACUCUCUUUCUUUGCCAAGAGUUUCAUUAGAAAAUUGAUCCCACUUACAUUUUUACGGUGACCAUGAUGCUACAAGCAGCAGUAAAAUAGCUACGUUUAUCAUAAAUGAUGAAAACGAAGGAAAACAGCUGCAGGCUUUGUCCAAAAGAAACUAAAUCUGCCCUCCAGCAUCUCUUAAACUGAUGGGAGAGGUGAAGUGUACAUUUUGCUAUUUUACAGGGGUUAUGGCAGCAAAACCAGUGAAAGUCACUGCUCACAGCCAAGAAAUAGUCGACUCCACAGCCCCAACCAAAAGACAAAUUUAGGUUUCUACAGUUUUGGUACUGUGUGGAUGAAAAAGACAGUUUUUCAAAAAUGUGGUGGGUGGAUUUUGAUACCUUUGGACAGAACUUGGAUGAUUAAUCUGUACAUCAUCACUGUAUGGUAAAUAUGUUUCUGUGGUUAAAACUAAGGAUACCACAUUUACAGAUAAGAUAUCGGCAAGAAGAGAGGUUAGUUCUUAAAACGUGGAACACUUCCUUUAAAACUGAUCCGUUCGCUCGACUCACACUUGGUCACACUUGUGUGGGUUUUUCUGUUCUACUCUGACUCUGUGUGCACAUAUCACUGUUAAUUAAAACAAAUGUUGUAGGGUGUAAAUUAUCUAAAGUUCCGUUGAAAAUAUUUUAUAAAUAAUGUACUGAAAGAUUAUAUUUGUUUUGUUUACAGAGAACGUACUUAUGUCGCUCAAUGAUCUGUGAGCAUUCAGUCCCAUAUGAAGUCUGUUGAGGUUAUUGUGUGUAUUUUCGCAUCAUUUUAUAUUGUUUCUGUACAAAUGAAAUGAAUAUUAUUUUAUUAUUGUCACAAUGUGUACAUAAUAUUUAUUAACAUGCUUUGUGCCUUUGUGAACAGUCUACUUAUCUGACACUGGUGGUGGAAAUGAAUUUCAAUUGGCAGCAGGAUAAUAUAAUAAUAGUACAUUUGUGUAGUGAUGAUGAAACUGUUCAGUUACUUUCUAUAACCUUAAUGAGGUGACUGCCAUUCCUGAGCCACUGGCACGAGUGUUAUCCAGCUGUUGUCUGCACUGCCACGACUGUGAUCUGAAAAUACUUUAUGAUGUGCCUUUUCCCUUAACGCUACAUAUCAAACUACAAAAACAGGCCAGCAAAUGUUUGGCAAAUAAAGACUAUACUGUACAACUGGUUCAUCCUUCA